Knipowitschia caucasica is the source of this 255-nucleotide messenger RNA. The record is from the annotation of a GenBank genome assembly. Lineage: Eukaryota; Metazoa; Chordata; Actinopteri; Gobiiformes; Gobiidae.
AUGGAAGAGAUACGCGCUGCUGCUGUGAUGACUGAAGACACAAGGGAUCUGGAGACUUUGCCACAGCUCAACUUGGAGGGGGAAUUAUCCACAGGUGAUGGAGCAGAGGUAGACAGUGCAAAUGGGCAAACCCAGAUUGAGACUCCAACUCAACAGCCUUCAACUCCCCAAAACCGGUUUCAGUACGUCCGCAGAACCAAUGAGAAAAGAAGAAAAGUCGCUCCUCUUGAUUCAAUUGGCCGGUUUAAGAUGUGA